Acanthosepion pharaonis is the source of this 468-nucleotide messenger RNA. The record is from the annotation of a GenBank genome assembly. NCBI's taxonomy places the organism in Eukaryota, Metazoa, Mollusca, Cephalopoda, Sepiida, Sepiidae.
AUGGUUUUAUCUAUCUAUCUAUCUAUCUAUCUAUCUAUCUAUCUAUCUAUCUAUCUGUCACCGUCACAAGCACAAACAUGUGGACCGUAUUAUGGUAAACGGAAUGACAAUUUCCGGUGUCUUCUCUUACUUGAUGCCAAUAACAAAUUUCCUCUUCUUUUUUUUUUAUCUUUUUCAAUCUGCUCCUAUUUUCGAACAUCUCUCCCUUACCACCAACUACGGAACCACCAGCCCCAUAUUUUCAUUGCGAAACUCUCUGACCCUCCCAGCAAGGAAGACAAAAAUAGGGACCAAGAAACCUUAUACUAUCGAGGGCGGCACUUGACUGGCCAGAAGUCACCUAUAUUCGCCUUACAGCAACAUCAAGAGCCACUGACCCUCUCAUCAAAACUAGCUGAGCGGCCAUAUUGCUUUCAUAGUAUCCCUGGUGUGUUAGAAAGUAUGUGGAAUGGGUGUCUGUUUACAUAA